This is a messenger RNA of Tachyglossus aculeatus (Australian echidna), 2289 nucleotides long. RefSeq names its product erythropoietin receptor (gene EPOR). Gene Ontology annotation, biological process: hemopoiesis; cytokine-mediated signaling pathway; positive regulation of cell population proliferation. Gene Ontology annotation, cellular component: membrane; external side of plasma membrane. Lineage: Eukaryota; Metazoa; Chordata; Mammalia; Monotremata; Tachyglossidae. The transcript is spliced from 8 exons. The record is from RefSeq and is a predicted model, not a curated record. The coding region runs from base 157 to 1776 and encodes 539 amino acids. Gene Ontology annotation, molecular function: erythropoietin receptor activity; protein binding.
CUGCAGCUGCUGACCCCAGCUGUGUCCUCCCCUGGAACAUUCCCCCCCCUGCCCGGGGGCAGGGGAGGAGGGAAAGGAAGGGGUCCAGAUACCCGUGGAGCCCGGCGGCCAAAGGAGGAGGAGGAGAGGGGACCUGCUGCGGAGCCCCCCAGCACAAUGGAGCAGCUGCAGGGCCCCGGCUGGCCCUCCAUGGCUUCUCUCUACCUUCUGCUGGCUGGGGCCACCUGUGGCCCUCCUGAGAGAGACCCCGCCCAACCCUCUGCCAGCUUCGACAGCAAAGUUGCCACCCUGCUGGCGAAAGAACCUGAGGAUCCCAAGUGCUUCACUCAGCGGCUGGAAGACUUUGUCUGUUUCUGGGAGGAGAGGACCAACCAGAGCAAGGUCAACUACAGCUUCUUCUAUCAGCUAGAGGGAGAACCGAGGAAACAGUGCAGGCUGAAGGUGACCAAGACAGCAAGAAACACCGUGCGCUACACCUGCAACUUCCCUGUGGCUGACACCUCGUGUUUCACCCCUCUGACCCUCAGCGUCACCACCGGCAAGCCUAACUCUGAGGUCCAUAACAGGACUGUCUUCAUCAACCAAGUGGUGUUCCUGGACCCCCCGUCCAACCUGACGGUGCGCAAGACCGAGAAGCCAGGACAGCUCCAUCUACGCUGGCUCCCACCAAACAUCCCGCACAUGACCCGCGACAUCCGCUACGAGGUCAAUUUCUCUGCGGUGGGGGCCGACGUGCAGAAGGUGGACAUCCUGGAAGGGCGGACCGAGUGUCUGAUCGUCAACCUCCGCGGGCAGACUCGCUACCUCUUUGCCGUGCGCGCCAAGCUGGAUGACCUCAGUUACAAUGGCUACUGGAGCGCGUGGUCCGAGCCGGCUACAGUGCUGACAGCCAGUGACCUGGAUCCCUUGAUCCUGUCCCUCUCCCUCAUCCUACUGUUCAUCCUGCUGCUCCUGGCCGUGAUGGCACUGUUCUCGAACCGCAGGUUUCUGAAGAAAAGGAUCUGGCCGGGGAUCCCCAGUCCAGAGCACGAAUUUGAGGGGCUCUUCACCAUCCAUAAGGGAAACUUCCAGCUCUGGCUGGGACAGAGAAACGCCUACUUAUGGUGGGGCCACCGCUUUGCCUACCUGGAGGAUCAGCCCACCCUGCUGGAGGUCCUGUCUGAACUUCCCUGGGCCUCGGGCAGCCUCCUGCCCCCGACUGGCAAUUUGACGGUGGACGAGGUGCCCUUGCUGAGGUCCAAGAGCCAGAACGGGCCCGGGGAAGGGUUAAAAGGAGGCCGCCCGUCCAGGGAGCCACUGUCGGAAACUAAGGACGACUACUUGGUACUGGACGAACACCUGCUGCCACAGAGCCCCGGUGGAGGGAGCGAUUCGUUCCACGGACAAUUCCACCUACGGCUCCUGGGUUCAGGCAGCAGCGUGGGCACUGCUCCCAGCCCUGAGGAGGAGGAGGAGGAGGUGGAGGGCGAGGAGGAGGAGGGCAAGCAGCGCUCCCCCUCGAUUUUUUCUGCCCUAGAACCCGGCCAAGAGGAGAGGGCUUCUGCUUCCAGUUUUGAGUACACAGUCGUCGACCCCAGCUCCAAGAUCCUCUCACCUCGGGCUCGCCUGCCUUCUCCAGCCCAGGCCGAGCUCAAGUACAUGUACCUUGUGGUCUCAGACUCCGGCAUCUCUGCCGACUCCAGCUCUGGGAGCUCUCCUGACGGCCCCUACUCCAACCUCUACGAGAACGGCUGCACGCUGGGGCCCUUCCCGACCAACUACGUGACCUGCUCCUAGCUUACCAGCGCUGGCAGGAGGGGGUGGGGGGAUGGCAGCGGAGGACAAGAUGUGGUGGGGGCUGAGAUCAGAAGCCCCACUCAGGACGGGAGCUGGGACCUCUCUCUACUGACUCCUGAAGCCACAACAUUCUGGGCCAGGGCAGCCGGGAGGAGCAGGCACCCCAGGGCCUGGGGGAAUAGAGGCCGGCCCGCUUCAGUCCGAAAAUCUGGAGGGUCAGGAGGCAUGCGUGGCCCGCUGGCUUUCACUAACCCCCUAGCCCCCUCCCUGGUUCCUUCCACACCCAUGGUUUCUGGUUCCUGCUUCAGGUUCUCCACCAGCCUCUGAGUGACCUUAAUCCUUCUGGGGUUCCCACCUCCCCACCAAAAUUCCAGGUAAGUCUAGGGGCCCACAGAAAAGGUUCACUUAGCAAAUGUUCUUCUGGCUAGAGAUGCAGCAUGAACCGAUGGAUAGAACACGGGCCUGGGCGUCAUAAGGACCUGGGUUCUAAUCCCAGCUCCGCCACUUGUCUGU